AUGAGUCUCAGUUCCUAUGAGAUUGAGCUACCCGUGAAUAAAGAAUCACCCUAUCAAUAACUUUAUAGAGGUAGGCAUGAUAAUGACUAAAUUUAUAUGAUACACAUCUUUCCCAAGCAAACAUUGAACAAAUAAAUCUAAGAAUAGAUUAUUCAAAGAGCUGAAGAACUCAAUUUUAUAUUUGAAUAAUUAGAUUUCGAAGAUUUUAUUUUAAUAUCUUACAAGGAUAGCACUUUAUGGACAAAUUUAGAAUAAAAGGUUAAAAUAGAAUCCCUGAAAUCUUUUUAUCUUUAAUUGUACUAAUAAUAUUCAAAACUUAAAGGAAUUAUAGAUUUUGAUUAAGAUUUUGUUUUUGUAAAUGACAAUCAAGUUUUUAUAAUUGAUUAUGGAAUUAAUUAACAUGUAAUGAAGAAACACAAAGAUCUCGAAUAUACAACUAAAACUAAAACUUAUUUAUUUGGUUAACUACUUUUUAAUCUCUUAUGUAAUCGAGAUUUGAGUGAGAAAUUGUUAUAGUGCACUGAACAAUUUAAAAUAGAUACUAUCAUUCAUUAAGCUGCUGAAAAUUACAAAAUCAAUAAUGAAAUAUUAGAAUGUUUAUUAAAAAUGCUCAAAUUAGAUCCUAAUUCAAGACCAACAUUUGAAGAAGUUGGCUAAUGGAAAUUAUUCUAUUCAAAAAAAGACAUUUCUAAAGUGACAUCAAGUAUUCUAGAUUUUUCAAAUAAAAAAAUUGGUACAUAAUAAACAAAUCGCUAAAAUUAAACUUAGAGAUCAGUCAGACCUUAAUCUUAUGAUUAGAAAGUUUUAAACACAGCACAUAAUUAAUCAGUCAAAGCUGCAAUUGAAAAAUAAAGAAGGUAACCUCCCUCAACAAAUAAAGUAUGUUCUUCAUAUGUAUUUGCAUCUUAAAUAAUUACUAAUAAUAUUAAAAAUAAAAAACUCUCAUCGAAUUUUACUAAUUAAAUAUCUACUUAAUAAUCCUUUUUUUAAUAAACAGGUUUCCCUUAAUAAGUCUCUGAAAUGAAUUAAAGUUAAUAUCCAAAAACAUAAAACCAUUUUUUUUCUAAAUAACCUGAUUAGUUUUAAUAGACAUCUUAAAAGAGCUUUAAAGAAUUUAAUAAUAAUUAACAAUAACAUAGAAUUGAAAAAAGAUCACCCUUUUUAUUUGAUGGAUCUUAAUCACCUAUUAUUGGUGUUACAAAACCAUUAAAUCCUUAACCUAAUAUUGGUUAAAAUAGAAAUUAAAAUCAAGAGGCUAAUUUUUUCACUAAUAGUUUCUCUAAUCAAUAAAAUAUCAUAUCUCCAAAAUAGAAUAUUUAUUAAAAUACAUAAUAGUAACAAUAAUACUAAUAAUAAUAAUAACAAUAAUAAUAACAACAAUAAUAACAAUAAUAAUAACAACAAUAAUAACAAUAAUAAUAACAACAAUAAUAACAAUAAUACUAAUAACAAUAAUAAUAAUAAUAAUAACAAUAAUAAUAAUAAUAAUAAUAAUAAUAAUAAUAAUAAUAAUAAUAAUAAUAAUAAUAAUAAUAAUAAUAAUAAUAAUAAUAAUAAUAAUAAUAAUAAUAAUAUAAAUAAUAAUAAUAACAAUAAUAAACAACUCCUAUUAUUCAUUAAAAACAAUAAUAAAAUUUAGUUAUAGAAGAUGAUUCAAGCUUACAUUUUAAAUCACUUCCAUCAGAGGCCUCUAGUUAAAAUAAAAAAUUGAUCAAGGAUGAAAAAUAAUAGCCAAAAUUGAAAACUCCUUUUUAACUAGCCUAGAAUACUAAUGAGGAAGAAUUAGAUGAAUAAAAUUUGCAAAAAAAGAACAGUUAAAAUUAUAAUUAAGAGCAAAACUAACCAAAUGAAAAAGAUAAAAAACAAGAAUUCUUUAAGAAACCACAGCAGGAUAAUAAAUUAACUUUAAAUUCAACAUUUUCCAAAAAAGAAGAUGAAAAAACAGUAGAUAAUUAUGUGGCAAAUCAUUAAAAAAAUGAAAAACCUUAAUCUAUAAAUGAUAUAGAGGAGCCUCCAAUUAUAAGACCCAAUAAAUCACUCCAAUAAGAUGUUUCAAAAUAGAAAUCUACAAAUGAAAAUACAUUAGGUACUAGAGUGAAUUAAGAAGAUCUUGAGAAAACCUUUAAUGAAUAUCAACAGAAGUAAAAUGUUAUAAUUAAUAAGGUAUUAUACAUAUUUAGCUAUUAUUUAAAAUAUAACAUUUGCUGUGACAGAUUUAAAUGACAAACUUAGUACUCAUGGACAAAUUUGGAUUGUACCAUUAUGUAUUGUUUUUAAAGUAAUUUUUGAUUUUCUAUCUUUUAGAGAGCUUAUGAGAUAAGAAAAAUAAUAGAGAAGGAUAUAGAAAAAUAUAGAAAUAUUUUUGAACUUAAAGAAUUUUUAAAAUUCAAACAAUCAACUUAGUAUUAAUUAUUGUAAUAGACAAUUGUAUAAUAAAAUAAAAUGAUGGAAAUAGAGUUCACAGAAAUGUUAGAAGUUGCCUAAAAAAAUCUUACUAAGUUGGAUGCAAAUUCUUAAUAAAAAAUGGCAGCUCUUUUAAAUUUGGAUAUCAAAAAAUCUAUUAAGGAAUAGGCUGAAAAAUAUUUAUAUACUCAACUUUACCCAAGAGUAAAAUCUGCUAUUGGAAAACUUAGAGCAAAAACGUUGACUAAUAAUAAAUUCUCAGAAUUAGAUUGGAUACAAACUAGAUUAUUGAGUUUGUAUUCAAUUUUAAUUAUGGAAUUAGAUUUAUAUACUUAUGAAUCUAAUCUUUUUCAAGAAGCUACUCUAAAAAAAUACAGAAAAAUGUAAAAUAUUAAUGAAAUUGAGUAACAUUGCAAUUAAAUAGAAAAUGCGAUCAAUGCACUUCCAAUAUUCAGAAAAUGA
Paramecium sonneborni is the source of this 2865-nucleotide messenger RNA. Lineage: Eukaryota; Ciliophora; Oligohymenophorea; Peniculida; Parameciidae. The record is from the annotation of a GenBank genome assembly.